Limulus polyphemus (Atlantic horseshoe crab) is the source of this 342-nucleotide messenger RNA. Its product is annotated as isoleucine--tRNA ligase, cytoplasmic-like. NCBI's taxonomy places the organism in Eukaryota, Metazoa, Arthropoda, Merostomata, Xiphosura, Limulidae. The transcript is spliced from 3 exons. Gene Ontology annotation, biological process: isoleucyl-tRNA aminoacylation. Gene Ontology annotation, molecular function: isoleucine-tRNA ligase activity; aminoacyl-tRNA deacylase activity. The record is from RefSeq and is a predicted model, not a curated record. The coding region runs from base 22 to 324 and encodes 100 amino acids.
UCUGGUCAUUAUUUUUAGGUAAUGCCUUACUCUACAGCAUGUAGCACUCCACUGUCAAACUUUGAAUCGGGACAGAAUUACAAAGAGGUAGUGGAUCCUGCAGUUAUUGUCAGCUUUCCUCUGGAUGAAAGUCCUGAUGUUUCGAUGAUAGCGUGGACAACUACACCUUGGACACUCCCCAGUAACCUUGCCCUCUGUGUGAACCCCACCUUAGAAUAUGUAAAGGUCAAAGACAUUACAACACAGAAAGUCUACAUUAUGAUGGGGGCGAGACUGGAUGCACUUUUCAAGAAACCAGAAGAAUAUACAAUAAUUGAAAAGUGAGUUAAAUAGUAGAUGUUG